ACAAAGCACCUCGAGAUGUCCUUGACACCCUCGGAGCCCCUCUGCGGCCUGAGCCACCCCAACAAGGUCCCUGAGGUGGGAUCCUGCAUGGCAGACAGCAAACUUCUGUCUCUCCUCUCGCAGGGAAUUGUGGUGGACGUGCCCUUCGCGUCCUUCUUCCUGAGCCAGCUGCUCGGGCACCACCACAGUAUCUUCUACAGCUCUGUGGACGAGCUUCCUUCGCUGGACUCAGAGUUCUAUAAAAACCUCACUUCCAUUAAGCGCUACGACGGGGACAUCUCUGACCUGGGCCUGACUCUGUCCUACGACGAGGACGUCAUGGGUCAGCUUGUUUGCCAUGAACUGAUUCCUGGAGGGAAGACCAUUCCUGUUACGAAUGAAAAUAAGAUUAGCUACAUCCAUUUGAUGGCACAUUUUCGGAUGCACACCCAAAUAAAAAACCAGACAGCUGCCCUCAUUAGCGGAUUCCGCUCCAUUAUCAAGCCCGAGUGGACCCGGAUGUUCUCAACCCCUGAGCUACAGCGUCUCAUCUCCGGUGACAAUGCUGAGAUUGAUCUGGAAGAUUUAAAGAAGCACACGGUGUACUACGGUGGCUUUCAUGGAAGUCACAGGGUCAUCAUCUGGCUCUGGGAUAUUCUGGCCUCUGACUUCACACCCGAUGAGAGAGCCAUGUUUCUGAAGUUUGUGACCAGCUGCUCCAGGCCCCCGCUCCUGGGAUUCGCCUACCUCAAGCCUCCCUUCUCCAUCCGCUGUGUCGAAGUGUCAGAUGAUCAGGACACCGGGGACACCCUGGGCAGCGUGCUCCGGGGCUUCUUCACCAUCCGCAAGCGGGAGCCGGGCGGCCGUCUGCCCACCUCCUCCACCUGCUUCAACCUGCUCAAGCUGCCUAACUACAGCAAGAAGAGCGUCCUCCGGGAGAAGCUGCGCUACGCCGUCAGCAUGAACACGGGCUUCGAGCUCUCCUAGUUCCCCGCUCCCGCCACCUGCCCUGGCCGACUCCUGGGCUGCCAGGGGCCUUCAGCUCCAGGGGGCGGGGUCACCCUGGGAGUGGAUGACCAACAAGCCAGGUGACCUCUCACUCUUUAUAGCCAUGAGACUCCCCUGUGGCCUCAACUACUUGGGACGCACAUGACGACUCCGUAGCAUUCUCCAGGUGACACUGAUGGGAAGGGUGUUGAGAAUAAACCUCCAGGUUCCGCCCGCGCUGAUCCUUUUCUCCUACUUUCCGGGGUCUGAAGCCCAGGCCUGUGAUCACAGAGGGCCUUCUCCUUUUGAUAGUUUGGUUUUUUGGUGAGUCUUUUUUUUCCUUAACCUUGUGAGUGAGCUGUGCAUGAACAAGUCCCAGGAACUCCAAGGGUCCAGAGCGGUUUUCACGAUAUGGUCCCGAGUGCACAAAGCCUACUACGGGUGAGACGCUCUCCUUCUGUUUCUGAAAACUCUCUUCUCAGGUAAGGCCUUGCCAAGCCUCUAUGCACUCGACAAAGUCUCUGCCUCCGUCCCGUCCACACGCGGCCUCUCUGCAGACAGUCAGGCCCACCUGCUCCCCAGGGAAGCAGAGGUGCCUGCCAGGAAGGCUGCGGAGCCCAGGACAUUCGGGCACUGCCCCCACCUUGAAACCACGCAUUCCAUGCGGCGGCCGUGCCCCACCCCCAGGCUCGCCUCAGAUGCUCUGAGUCCUCAGGCCAAGCUGCCAGGAGGCCCCCACAGGCUUGAUCCUGUCUCGUGCGUUCACAUUGGCAUCCUGGCUUGGGGAGAAAAAAUACCUGUUGGCCCUUAAGAGCAGCUCCGUUUCCAGAGGGCGCUGGCUGUUCCCCAAGGCCUGCUGAUUAGGGGGUAGCUGCCUUCCCUCUGCUUGUUUGCCCUGCUUUUGUCUAGUAAGGAACAAACACUAGCCGAGUUUCCCAGCCUGUUGGGGCGGUGGCCUCCCCCCAUUGAUGGUAAAAUCCCAAGAAACUUGGGUCUUGCCGCUCAUUUUUCCUCAGCACGGGGAACCGGGAGCCCUUCGCACUGAUGGACGCUCAGAGGGCUGAGAGAACUCUGGGUUGGGUUUUUUGGUUUUUGGUUUUUUUACUUCGUUUUCUCUUCCAACCCAUUGUGCUCCUCUGCCCUCAUUCUUGCCCCUUAUCAUGAGAACUUUAUUCUAGAUCCAGGGAAUUGAGACAAAGGCCAUGUCCAUGGUCUGUGUUGACAGCCAUCCACCCUCGCCCCCCUCGUCAAGCUCCUUAUGCAUCCCCACCACCAAGAUUGAAGCCAGGAGUGCCUGGUCCCUCCUCUGCUCUGUGGAGCUCGCUGGGGGCUUGCAGCUUUCUACCAAGCAGCAAAGCACCUUCUGGCAAAAACCUUCAUGUUGGCGGCAAAGCGGGCAAGAUCUAUCUCCAUGGCCCCCCUCAAAGGGUUGCGGCUGGGUGCCAUGUCCUGCCCGGGCCCAAGCCUGGCUCCCUUAGAGCCCCUGGGCUUCUGGAAAAUAGAGUUUGUGUUUUACUUUGAUGGAAAGAUGGCAAGGAAUUUAAAGGCAGGAAUUUGUUGUUAUUAUUAUUUAAGAUUUGUUAGUAACCUCUGAUUCUGUGGAUUUGCCACUUUAAAUACUCGACUCCUUUGAAGACCUCCUCAGAACGCGCGUGUACGCGGAGUAGGUUUGUACGUUUAUGCUGGGGCCCAAAGGACGAUCAGCCUGCACAGAGACGUUUGAUUCCAUCUUGACUUGGAUUACCCAAGAAUCCGCCAGCGGGGGGCUGGGGAGAGAGUGGUUUCUGAGCACCGACACCAACUUUAUCUGUUCUUUUGACGAGGAGGGGUGGUUUGUAAUUUCAUUUAAAUUGUUCUCUUCAACAGCUGGAGAUACCACACUGUCAAAAACACUGCAUCUGUACUUUUAUGGCUCGUGUUCAUUGACACCUCGAUGGCUCUUGAUGGCUCUAAAAAGUUGGGGGGGGGGUUGGUUUCAUAGAUAACCUAGGGAUUAAAACGUGAUCAGAGGCUUUAUUAAAUUUAUACUUCAGCACAUGA
Messenger RNA from Leptonychotes weddellii (Weddell seal), 3006 nucleotides. NCBI's taxonomy places the organism in Eukaryota, Metazoa, Chordata, Mammalia, Carnivora, Phocidae. The record is from RefSeq and is a predicted model, not a curated record.